This is a messenger RNA of Symphalangus syndactylus (siamang), 4871 nucleotides long. RefSeq names its product protein phosphatase 1 regulatory subunit 3G (gene PPP1R3G). Gene Ontology annotation, biological process: regulation of glycogen biosynthetic process. Lineage: Eukaryota; Metazoa; Chordata; Mammalia; Primates; Hylobatidae. Gene Ontology annotation, molecular function: glycogen binding; protein phosphatase 1 binding. The record is from RefSeq and is a predicted model, not a curated record. Gene Ontology annotation, cellular component: protein phosphatase type 1 complex.
CUGGGCAGAUGGGGGCGGCGGCUCCUGCCUCCCGGCUUUCGGAAGAGCAGAGCGGAGCGCGCCUGACCAAGUCAGGCUUCCGAGUGGGAUUGGAACCCGGGGCGCCCUGAAGUUUGGGGAAAGCAGGAGCAGAAGGGAAGGGAUGCGCUCCCCGCUCACCGGCGGCGCGGAAUGGGCCUCCUUCCAGCCUCUGCGUAGGCAAGUUUUCCCCGAUUGCGCGCUGCACGGGGGACUCCCCAGGCCCGUGAGACUGCCAAGAGGAGGGCGCUCAGUGACCCUCUGGGGGGGCAGAGCCGUCAGGCCAAGUUCAUGGGCAGGAAGACUUUGUCCACGUGGUGGUCUCUGAAGGUUGAGCGUGCGCUCUGCACCCCCACUUCGAGGCACUCAGGAGGCGGAACAGACGCAAGUCCCGCCGGGGGUGCGGGUGAGGGCUGCAGGGAGCCCGCGAACGACAGAAAGUCGCCCCCCACAUUCCACCCGAGCACUCGGGAACACGGCUUCCAGGUGUCUCAGCGGCCGCGCCUCCCCGCCCCCGGCCCUCCCCCGUCGCGGGCAGGUUCAACCGGGAGGCGGCGUGGCCCCGGAGCCGGCCCCAGGCCCGCAUCCUCCUCCCACUUCGCCCUGGGCAGCCGCAGCUAAAAGCCGAAGGCUCCAAAGUGGAACUGCGUUGUCUUGUCGAGCCUGAGGCGAUUCGCCUCGGGGAGGGCGAGCCUGAACUGCAGCCCUGCGCUCCUUCCACGGCCCGAGGAGUGAGUUAAGUCUCCAGAGGGGCCCAGUUCGGCCCGAGCAAGUCCAGGGGCGAACGGCGUCAUGGAGCCGAUGGGGGCGCGGCUAAGUUUGGAGGCGCAGGGACCAGCGCCCUUCCGAGAGACCCCGCCGGCCGAGGAGCUGCCCGCCCCGGUGGUCCUCUGUGUGCAGGGCGGCGGCGACGGCGGUGGCACUUCGGAGACCCCGAGUCCUGACGCUCAGCUAGGGGAUAGGCCCUUGUCCCCGAAGGAAGAGGCCGCCCCCCAGGAGCAGGGGGAGCUGCUGGAAUGCCGCCGCCGCUGCCGCGCGCGCUCCUUUUCCUUGCCCGCCGACCCCAUCCUGCAGGCGGCCAAGUUCCUGCAGCAGCAGCAGCAACAGGCGGUGGCCCUGGGCGGCGAGGGGGCGGAGGACGCGCCGCUCGGCCCGGGCGGCUGCUGCGCCAAGUGCAAGAAGCGGGUGCAGUUCGCGGACACGCUGGGGCUGAGCCUGGCCAGUGUGAAGCACUUCAGCGAGGCGGAGGAGCCGCAGGUGCCGCCCGCCGUGCUCUCGCGCCUCCGAAGCUUCCCUAUGCGUGCCGAGGACCUGGAGCAGCUCGGGGGGCUGCUGGCCGCGGCGGCAGUGGCCGCGCCCCUCUCAGCGCCGCCUUCCCGGCUCCGGCCGCUCUUCCAGCUCCCGGGGCCGAACGCCGCGGCCGAGCGCCUGCAGCGGCAGCGCGUGUGCCUGGAGCGCGUGCAGUGCUCGACGGCCUGGGGCGCGGAGGUGAAGGGCUCCGGCCGGGUGCUCAGCUGCCCUGGGCCCAGGGCCGUGACCGUGCGCUACACCUUUACCGAGUGGCGCUCCUACCUGGACGUGCCGGCUGAGCUGCAGCCCGAGCCGCUGGAGCCAAGGCAGCCAGAGGCACAGUCCGGGGCCUCCGAGCCAGAGUCCGGGGAUGCCAAGAAAGAGCCAGGCGCCGAGUGCUUCCACUUCUCGCUGUGCCUGCCCCCGGGCCUGCAGCCUGAGGACGAAGAGGAAGCCGAGGCGCGCGGCGUCGCGGUCCACUUCGCUGUCUGCUACCGCUGCGCGCAGGGCGAGUACUGGGACAACAACGCGGGCGCCAACUACACGCUGCGCUACGCGCGCCCUGCGGACGCGCUCUGAGCCUGGAGAGUUUCGAAGAGCGGUGGGGCGGGGCUGAUUAGCACGUGGAGCUCGGGCUGCCGCCUCAAGGGACUUGCCGGGACGCUUUGCUGAGCACGGCGAAUCUGGCGUGAGGGGCGCGUGGAGGAAAAGGAGGGAGCCGUUGAACCGUCCACUCGCACCCCAGCAGACAAAUGAGUGAGCUUAGAGAGCCCGGACAAUGCUCCGAAAGCCUCUGACCUCAGUCUUCUCGUCCGUUUGACCUUCCUACAAGGCCUCUAGAAUUCCCAGCCUGCGUCAGAAUAGGAAGCAACUUCCAAGGCCCGGAGCAGCUGCCUCCAAGAAAAAGGCUCCCAACUCCAUGGGCCCAUAUGGUUCUAAGGCCUUGGGAUUGGUUUUUAACUGUAAAUAUAUUUUAGCCCUUACGGCUUGCUGGAGACCCCUAGGGAAAGAACAAAGCGUCCUGCCACCGUGCACCAGAGGAAGGUGCCACGGACUGUAGGUGCACGCGUGGGACCUUUACACCCCAACCUAUUUCUCAGAGAAAACCCGGUCGGGGCUGGGCCAGGCCAUCCUUUUCUUUUGACUGAGAUGUGGGAAAUGUUUGCCCAGACUUGACGUUGUUUAUUGUGCGACAUCGUGUACAAAUGUCCUUUAUAAAAGUAAAGGCCACUGCACCCCCUUUUACGCUGUACUCUGAAUUUUGGCUUUCGUGCGUUUGGGGAGACAUUGGCAGUCGGCCGAUCUUUGUCAGCUGAUGAUGUGCGCACUUUAACAAUCGUUAAACAACAGCCUACAAAUUCCUCCCCUUCAUUCCUUCCUCUCUACUGCGAAAGGGCCCAAACUUCCCAUGUGCUUUAAAAUGUUCUGUAGAAAGUGUUCUGUCCCCCUCCGAAUUAAGACGUUUGGUGAAUUGAAAUGCCAGUCCUCGGGCAGGCCUUGGCUGUGAUCUGCCAGAGCCGGGCACGCACGCCCCAGGGCCCUUUGUGUAGACAGAGCGCACUGUUAUGAGACCUGCCGGGCCAUUGGCAGAGAAUCUGGGCCCUUGUAGUCGCUGGACUGCGAGCGCAGGGGAUGGGGGAUGGGAAGGUGGCUUUCUGUUCCCGUCAGAGCCACAGUGGGGAGUGGUGACUUGAUGGAAGAGGAAGCAUGCCCAGCGAGUCAGUGCUGCGCAGACGCAGAUGGCCACCUCUGCAGGCCCGUGGGGUGGGGUAUGGACGGCCUUGGUCGCUGUGCUGGCUGUGGAUGCCAAGAUGAUGUGGCCCUCUGUGCAUGGGUGGGCAGGAGGGCAUCCCGAGUAAGGUCUGUCACCCCUUGACUCUGCCUUAGUGAUUUCCUUUUUUUUAGUCUUCCCAUUUUCCAGCACAUGGCGAGUACAAUCAGUGGUUUUAGGAAUGGUAGUCUCUAAGGAGGGACAGUUUCACUGUUGCUUGAUAGAACAGGGCUGGACAUACAUACAUUUAGCCCAUGGGCCAAAUUUGGCACAUAGCUUAUUCUUGUAGCCUGUGACCUAAGAAUAGUUUUUACAUUUUUAUUUUUAAUUUAAUUUUAUUAUUAUUAUUAUUUUCGAGAUGGAGUUUCACUCUUGUCGUCCAGGCUGGAGUGCAAUGGUGCGAUCUUGGCUCAUUGCAACCUCCGCCUCCCAGGUUCAAGCGGUUCUCCUGCCUCAGCCUCCGGAGUAGCUGGGAUUACAGGCAUCUGCCACCACACCUGGCUAAUUUUUGUAUUUUUAGUAGAGACAGGGUUUCACCAUGUUGGCCAGGCUAGUCUUGAACUCCUGACCUCAGGUGAUCCACCCGCCUUGGCCUCCCAAAGUGCUAGGAUAAUAGGCGUGAGCCACCUCACCUGGCCUUACAUUUUUAAAUUGUUGAAAAAAAUUCAAAAGAAAGUACUAUUUGGUGGCACAUGAGAAUUAUAUAAAAUACAUAUUUCAGUGUUCACAAAUCAGGUUUUACUGGAACACAGCUAUGCACACUCAUUUCUGUCUUCUCUGUGCUGCUUCCAUGCUACCGCAGCAGAGUGGAGUAGACACAGCAGAGACCAGAUGGCAAAGUGUAAAAUAUUUACUGUCUAGCCCUUUUACAGAAGGCUUGCCAACCCCUGCUCUAGAGAAGUAGUGUUUUUUAAACAUUAUAUGCUGAGAAUUAUAGUUAAUAAAGCAUUUAGACUUUAGUGAGCUUUUGCCACUUGAAAUAACCCCCUUUGGGUCAAGGUAAAACUUUAUAUGACUCUCAGUAAUCUUGUUUAGAAUAAACACGAAAAUGUGAAAAGUGCAGUUAUUAUUGUGUCAGAUAGGGGAAUCUACCUGUUGCCUUCUUUCACCUAAAAAAAUAAUAACACAUCAGUACAAAUAAAAAAUACAGCACCCGUUUGAAUUAGCUUCAAACUACAAAACUGUCAGAUAUUUCUGUGCUUCAGAAUGUGGCAUCUUUACACAAUAGAAGUAUCAGUUUGAACUUUGGGUUGGAGAUAUCCCUUUGACUAUGGCAGUGUUUCCCAAAGUAAACUGAUCAUAGGAAAAAAAUAAUUUAUUGACAGCAAGCCAUCAGGAGUUAACAUAUUACAAUUUAGACUUUUAAAAAUUGUCAAUGGUCACAUCGAUGAAGUAAUGAAUACUUAAUUCAUAUAUGCUUAUAAAAACUUUAUGACUAAAAAUAAAUGAUAAAAUGAAACAAUUUUUCUGUUACUAAAUAUAAAAGCAAUCAAGCCUUCUGAUGCAUCAUCAGGUAAUCUUGGUCUGGUAUACCAUUUCUUAAAAGUACAUUAUUGCAUAACCGUAUUUUUCCUAUAUAUUUAUAAAUACAUUAAUUUUUAAGAUAUUGACAGUAUACAUAUGCUAUAACAUUGUUUGAAAAUGCUUGUUUAUGGGGCAAUAAAGCAACAUUUUGGAUUGUUUCGAAUUACUUAAAAUUAAAUGAGGAGCCCAAUAUAAUGGGCUCAGAGAUCAUCUUGUCUAGUAUCCUUUAAAAUGGUAACCCAUUAAAUCUAGACUCAAACAACAGAAA